Anastrepha obliqua is the source of this 2482-nucleotide messenger RNA. RefSeq names its product augmin complex subunit dgt6 (gene dgt6). Lineage: Eukaryota; Metazoa; Arthropoda; Insecta; Diptera; Tephritidae. The transcript is spliced from 4 exons. Gene Ontology annotation, biological process: spindle assembly. The record is from RefSeq and is a predicted model, not a curated record. The coding region runs from base 142 to 2316 and encodes 724 amino acids. Gene Ontology annotation, cellular component: mitotic spindle microtubule; HAUS complex. Gene Ontology annotation, molecular function: microtubule binding.
AAGUGCCAUCAAAUUUAAUAGAGGUCAUAGUGAAAAUUAUAUGAAACGAAAUAUGAAUUAAAAAUGGUAUUUUUACAAUUAUAUAGAAUUCUCGACCGCUAACAAGUGUAAAUUGAAUGUGUAGGUCAACUGUUUAUAGCAAUGGAUCGCACAAUUAUCGCCGUGCAGCGCGCAGAGGAACGAGAUCUCGGUGAAAAAUUGUUUAAGAAACUGCGCGGGUUGGGUCUGUUGCAUCCACUCACAGAUGAUCUUCGAAAAUGUCUAAACGAAGAAAUGUUUAUAAAACCAAAUCCUGUGGCAUUUUUUCACGUAAUGCACUAUCUGUUUUGUUUGCUGGAUGCGGUUGAAUUCAAAAAACGUUUUUAUUGGCCCAUAACAGAUAAACGCUCAGAAGCGAAUUUUCGGACAAGCACAGUGGAGUACUUGAAAUAUUUAAACGAAAAACACAAACUACGUUGGGGUGACAUUAAAUCAUACUUAGUUGUAAUGCCUGGCGGUAAAAAAUUCAUCCUAUUUCUGUUGGAAUUUGUGGCAUUUAUAGUGCAAGAGCAGAUUAGAUAUCGGGAGAAAAUAUUGACCGCAGAAGUUGAAGCUGGACAAGUAGCAGAUCUAAAUUUAAAACGCAUGCAAAAGCAAAAUACGUUUUUCAAGGCUUAUGCUUCAGCCUAUAUUAGUAAUGUCGAAGAGCAGAUUGUGCAAUUACGUGACAAAACUCAACAAUUGAAUAAUUUAUUUGAUGCGUUGGCCAGAGAAACUGGCAAAAACAGAACGCAAAUAUGCAAUGAUCAGUUCUUCGUCCUGUUUGAGAAAUCGAAUCUGGAAUUAUACCAAGAGAAAUUUGUCAAAAAGACUGAAAUGAUUCGUAAAUUGGAGAAACCGCUUGUCGAAUUAAACGAGCUGAUGGAGCAUUUUCAACUGAAAGAGGCCGAAAUGAAGUACGAUAAAGGCCGUGUGCAACAGGCAAUACAGAAGAUUGGUGAUGUUAUGCCUGCGGGAAAUAAAGACAACUUAGAAGUAUUUCUGCACCCCACUGCCAAAUCCUUGGUUGAUGUCAAUUUAAGUGAACUCAUAAUUGCGUUUACCAAAAUUCAACCGAUUUUAGAAAAUGCCUUCUGCGAAGUCGAACAGACAAGGAGCUGUGGCGAGUUAGUCACAGCAGAGUUAACAGCACUAAAAAAUGAGUUUCAACAAAUAGAAACGCAGAUUACCAGUUUCCAGAUGUCACUAAAUUCUCAAAUAAAAGAGCGCUCUAGUCAGCGUACACAAGCGUUAGGAGAAAUCAACGAUGACUGCAACUCGCUCAUGAUGAAGUACGUUUGCACGCCACCAAUCAAAUUGGAAGCGAUGAUCUGCGGUCGUCUCGAUAAUAUACGUUUACCACUCUUCGCCGAUAUACACUCAAAAUUUGCUACCGACUCAUUUUGUGGAAAUAUUUCAGUUUUACCGCGUUCCGCACGAAAACACACGGCUAAAGAUACUUCAGUUGAAAUGAGCAAUACUUUGAACAAAUCGCGUAUUAUAGACUCCAUGCAGCUAUUACGUACCAUUCAUAAAGGCACUGCGCGUGCGCAACGCAAAAAUGCCCAAAACACAUCUUUGUCGACAUCAUUACUAAGCGCAAACUGGCGGGAACGUCAAAGCAUCCUUCGUAAUGAUUUGGAAUCUGAAGCGGCUGUUAUAUCUGAAAAAGCAAUAAAAACUCAUAAUAUUAGUGAAAUUUUAAAUAAUAGUAUUGAUCGGUCAACAGAUGUUACCAGUGGAUUGUAUCUCAGUGGUCAACAUUGUGCCAGCACAUCUCCCUAUACACCUUUUGGUUCCAACGAGCGAACUCGCAUCGCGCGCACUCAGCUACUGGAAACGAUAAGUAGUAGCAGUGGAAGUGGUGGAACGAAGGCGAAAGCUUUUUACGCAAGGCGACUAUCAGCUGUGCAGAAAGUCCAAGACGAUUCGCUGAAUAUCGCAAAUAUGAGUACCAGUCCAUCUGGCCGACUGGAUCCGCUUGUGACGGCACCGGUUGAAUCCGUUGAAACGCCAAUACUCAAAUUGAAUGAUGUCACAAUGGAGAAAAAUGAAAUUUGCUUUGAUAAACCUGAUGAGCAUGUGACCUCUGUCCAAGUUUUAGAAUUUUCCACCAGGUAUAUAUUAGUGACCGAGGAACAAGAAAAAAUUAAAUCACACGGGGAAAACGAUCGGAAUAUUAUCAAUACUCCUGUGCGGGCACAAUCGACGAAAUGUCCGAAGCCGCUAGAGCUAGCAGCCGAUGAAGAUGAUUUAUUCAAUAUAAGCGAUACUGUAUUAAAAGAUGUUACAUUGUAGUAAAACUCAAAAACUUCACACAUACACACACGACCACACAUUUACUAUUUUACAAACAUAUAUACAUAUAUACCUACAUUGAUUGCAUUGGAAUUUUUGGCGGUUUGCAUUUUUAUAUUUUGCUUUUCACAUUGCUGUUGUGUAAUAAAUUAACAUUUAAUUUUAA